Messenger RNA from Plectropomus leopardus (leopard coralgrouper), 1850 nucleotides. It is a transcript of the gene ovol1a, whose product is annotated as ovo-like zinc finger 1a. Gene Ontology annotation, cellular component: nucleus. NCBI's taxonomy places the organism in Eukaryota, Metazoa, Chordata, Actinopteri, Perciformes, Serranidae. Gene Ontology annotation, biological process: epidermal cell differentiation; regulation of transcription by RNA polymerase II. Gene Ontology annotation, molecular function: RNA polymerase II cis-regulatory region sequence-specific DNA binding; DNA-binding transcription factor activity, RNA polymerase II-specific. The record is from RefSeq and is a predicted model, not a curated record.
AUGAGUACCUGUGCUGCCUCUUGACCCACCUCUGUCGACUGUGUGUGUGUGAUCAGGAUACAAUCCACCGUUUUUUUCCCUCGAGCCUACCUCAACCCGCUCUCUCACCCACGCACACACACUCCCGUUAUUUCAGGGCGCCGGAGGUGAGAUUCGUCUUUACCUGUCCGGGUUGCACACCUGAGCGGACUCACCUGUCCGCCGAAAGACGCCUCGUUGUUUUUGAUUAACAACGAAAAUCUAGUUUAAAGAAAAGUGUGCGAAGGAAAAAAAGGAGAUUAAAGAGGCACGCAGCUCGCGAAACGACAAGAAAGGUGCGAGCAGGAGGACGAGGGGACCGACACCUUCCAUUUUUUCCUUCAAACUUUGGAGUUUCCUGCUUUUGUAACUUUUUUGUGACGUCGCGACUUUUCCAAAAACUCCCCAAAAGAAGGACUGCGGUUUAAUUAAGCAUGCCGAGGGCCUUUUUGGUGAAAAAGGCGAAUGUUUCGCCCGGAAAGCGGAACUGGAGCGAGCUCCCUGAUCAUGAGCGAGGGGACGUCUACAUCCCAGUCUCCAUCUUCCCUCCGUCCGUCCUGAUGAUGGAAGCCGAAGCCAGCCUCGCAGAGACGACGCCGCUCUGCCUCACCAAACAGUCUCUCUCCGACACGCAAACACACGCCGAGCUGCCGUCCAGCACCAUGCUGGGCCGUCCGCAGAGCCCGGCGCCCUCGUCGCCGGAGGAGAGGUCAGAGGUCAGAAGGAGGUCGCAAGGCGGCUCCACAUACGUCCGCUCCAAAAUGAAGGUAACGACAGGCGAGUUACCGCCCGACCCCUCUGCUCCUCCUCUCUCUCUGCCUGCCAUCCCCGCCCCGCCAUCGCUAACCCCGAACACCGCUGUGAUGGCAGUUGCCAUGACAACAAAACCUGACCCUGUGGAAGCGGUCUCCAUGACAACCAGAUCAACAGGCCAAAAUCUGAGUUCGUUGUUUGUGUGCCAGGUUUGCCAGAAGACCUUCCAGUACCAGCGAAUGUUAAACAGACACCUCAAGUGUCACAACGAGACCAAGAGACACCUGUGCAGCUUCUGCGGCAAAGGCUUCAACGACACCUUUGACCUCAAGAGACACGUGCGCACACACACAGGAGUCCGUCCCUACAAGUGCACCCUGUGCGACAAGGCCUUCACCCAGCGCUGCUCGCUGGAGUCCCACAUGAAGAAGAUCCACAGCGUCACCCAGAAGUACGCCUACAAGGAGCGACGCAACAAGCUGUACGUCUGCGAGGAGUGCGGCCUCACGUCGGGAACUCAGGACGAGCUGCUGAUGCACCUGCACUCGCUUCACCCCAACAGCGCCCUGCUGAAGGGGAAGGCUGCGCGGAGAGCGGCGGGAGCGGCAGGAGGAGGCAGGGAGGCCGAGUCGGUGCCGAACUCCCCGCAAGGAGCUGACAGCGACGACACGACUGGAUCGGCAGGGCAGUAAAAGAGAGGAAAUAUCAUGAAAACCACAAACUCAGGACAUAUGGACAUUUUGUGUAGCUGAAGUGAAACAUGACGGGUGGACGACAUUAAGUGGGGAAAUGUGUGUAUUUGUAUGAGUGUACAUGUGUAUGGAUUAAGGUAUCUGUAAAUAUCACAGACUGCAAUGUUUAAUUAAAUCAAGCUCCGAACGAGGCCAAGUUUGACUAAUAUAUAUUUUUACGUUGGGAUUUUGAUGUGGAUGAGUAUAUUAAUAUGUCUGACAACACCAAUGUACUGUUCUUCGUCUGUGUUGCAUGUGAAUACUACCUGUGGGCGUCUCUGUACAGAGUUUUUCUAUGAAAAAAGUACUUUGUUCAUUAAAGGGAGUAAUAUAUUACAUAAGAAGGAA